AUGAGUAUAGUGCGCGCAGUGCUGCGCACAGGGCGUUUGAAAAAGGAACAGAACCUUCUCCGGAAUCGGCCCGAUGAGGUCGAGGGCCACGAGCUAGACUGGUUAGCCAUAGAAAUGACCUAUGGGGCAGUUCACAAAGAUGGUGGCACUUUUGGAUUUCUCGUUAGAGGCCCAUUAUUCCAGGAUGGGCUUGACAUCAACGUUUCGGGAAAUGGUGGGAGAGGCGGCAGGAAUGCAACUGCGAGAAACAGCUCUUCCGAAUUCGACGACGUUGUGGAGGAGAAAGAGAGUGGAAGGACACUGAUAUGCACUUUCAAGGGGUCCAAUUCUGAUGAAUUAUCCCCCGAGCAUGGGGGAGAGAAGAACUUGAGGUCCGAGGCACGUUGGCUAGAGGCCAAGAACGUCCUAGGCUCAUCCCAGCCUCCUCAGCCAUGCACUGCCGAGAAAAUGUUUUACUACCGAUCCCGACUUGCCGAGUUGACGAGCCAGUCGACUACCAACAACAAGUCAAAAGGGCCCGCGGACUGGGGUGAUCGACUGGUUCCAUUACGACGACAAGCUCAGCAGCUCAGAACGGCCAUUGAAUCCAGCACUCAGAUUCUCUUGGCCCAUGCUGGCAUCAAGCCUAGAUGGAGAGAAACAAGAUCGAUGGCAUUCAGUCUCAAUAUUGUGGUUCCCUCAUCAGUGAAUUCUCCGGCCCCCCACUUGCAACAAGCCCACAUAUUCCUUCGUCAGCCAGAUACGAAUAGUGGAAAUCGAUCGGCCACAUGGGAGGUUGACCGUAACUCUCUUGAAGCAGUUCUCAGUCUCUGGAACUGGUCAAUCAUUUCGGAUCCCAAGUUGGAAAAGGAAGAUGAGGCUGGUCUCAAGAUUUCCUUGGCGUCAGAAGUUGCAACAGCUAGAGUCAUUGCCACAGGAGCUACGCAAACUGAACUCAAGUCUGCUCAGGCUGAGUUGGAAAAUUGGUGGGAUGAUUUGUCCUUGUUCACAACGACCCAGAUACGGACAAUGAAGCCAGGGCACAACUCCAUAGGUGCAAGCACUGUCUGGAAAAAGGCAUACGGCACCGAAAUUCUUGAACCUCUAUCUGAACAUGGGCCUUUCGACUCGACGAGAGAAUACGUUCGUCUAUUUGAGAUAGUCAAGCAGUCCCUGGAUGAUGGUUCUCAAGUGGAUUCUGAAGACGAGUUAAAGAGGACGCCGUUGAGCUAUGCUGCGGAACAUGGACAUGACGAUGUGAUUCGCAUAUUGAUGCAACAUGAAGCUCUUCCUGACCCGAUUGACUAUGAAAGAAGGAAGCCAUUAUCAUGUGUGUCGCAAGGGGACCAUACCAGUGUAAUGGAUUUACUGUUGAAAAACAGUGAGGCGACGGCGAACACGGGUGAUGAAGACGGAUGGACACCCUCGCACUGGGCAGCAGCCUACGGGAAGCAAAGCUCCGUCAAGCUGCUGACUUCCAAGAGUUUCGGGACCGAUAUCGACAUCCGCGACAAGUGCCACCGGACACCCCUGAUCGUUGCGCUCGUAAACUACCGAGAAGAGGCAGCGGAGCAACUGUUGGCAGGGGCAGCCAAAUGGGACUUCGAAAUUGGGCAACACAAAGCUUGGAAAUGGGCUUUUUUGAACGGUCACUGGUCAUGUGGAAAAUUCCUUCUGAACGUCGUGAACCGGGAGAGCAACGAUUGGGAAUGGCCCGUUGUGACAAUUUUGCGCAUACCUUCAGAAUUCUGCCUGUUGACCCAGUACCAUAUGGCUUAUGGUCAGGUUCUGUUUGACCCGCAAAAGCUAUCAGGACAAAUAGUCGCAAUGUGUGAGAUGACCAAAAACGGAACGCAGCUCCUGGUAACAACAGCACAAAUAUUACUCAAUGUCCUCGGGAGGCCAUACCAUUACGAGAUUUGGGUUUACGAGUUUGACCAAGGAAGACUAAGGGACAGAGCAGGCGUGGAAAGUCCAGGACGAAUAUGGUUGGAAAUUGUGCGGAGUUUGCCCAAAUCUGCCCUGUCCGGGCGGGAGUUGAGGGAAAUGCUUCAGCUGCUUCAUGACCGGGGAGGUGACGACUUCGUGGAAAUGACGGGACAGAUGUGUCUGCAAAUUGUGCAGACUUCGCCCAGACCUGGGUUGUCCGACCGAGAGUUGGGGGAUAUGCUUCAAUUGCUGCUUGACCGAGGAGGCGACGACUUCGUUGUCAGUCACAAACUAGUGAUGGUGGCAGCGAAGAACGACACUCUGGUGGAAUCCACCCUACCGAUACUGCUCAACCGAGAUUGGCAAAAGAUUCCUUUCACCACGGGCAUCCUCAAGGAAUGCAUGCGCCUCAGUUAG
This is a messenger RNA of Diaporthe citri, 2325 nucleotides long. RefSeq lists its product as uncharacterized. Bases 1 to 2325 code for a protein of 774 amino acids. NCBI's taxonomy places the organism in Eukaryota, Fungi, Ascomycota, Sordariomycetes, Diaporthales, Diaporthaceae. The record is from RefSeq and is a predicted model, not a curated record. Gene Ontology annotation, molecular function: protein binding. The transcript is spliced from 3 exons.